AUGUCAUGGCUUAUGCACAGUCCUCGUACCCCCACCUACUUAAUUCCCUGUGUUCUUGCGCUCUCUCUUUUCUCCCUCACCGGGCUUCUCCUUUACAAGGUUGACGACGUCGUUUCGAGGACCGGAACGGUGGUGGGUCACAACCUAGAACCGACGCCGUGGCACGUUUUCCCACACAAGCCCUUCGACGAGGAGACUCGCCAGCAGCGCGCGUAUAAAAUCCUACAGUGCUCCUACUUGACGUGCCGUUACACCACCGGAGACGGCGGUGGAGAGCGGCGGAAGUUUCCCGGCGGUGGGGGGCAGUGUCCGGAAUUUUUCGGGGCGAUCCGGAGGGACCUAGAGCCGUGGAUGGUGAGCCGGAUCACGAAGGAUCACGUGGCGGCGGCGCAGCGGCUCGCGGCGUUCAGAGUGGUGAUUGUUGGAGGGAAGAUGUUUGUGGAUUGGUACUAUGCAUGUGUGCAGAGUAGGGCGAUGUUCACUCUGUGGGGGUUGUUGCAGCUUCUGAGGAGGUACCCUGGGAUGGUGCCUGAUGUGGAUAUGAUGUUUGAUUGCAUGGAUAAGCCUACUGUUAACAGGAUUGAAUACCAAGGAAUGCCCGUGCCUCUCUUUCGGUAUUGCACCACAAAGGAACACUUUGACAUCCCUUUUCCGGAUUGGUCCUUCUGGGGUUGGUCAGAGAUAAACAUACGACCCUGGGAUGAAGAGUUCCCAGAUAUCAAACGAGCUUCUCAAGCAGUUAGUUGGAGAGAUAGGAUACCACGGGCAUACUGGAAAGGAAACCCAGAUGUUUCAUCUCCUAUUCGUAUGGAGUUACUAAACUGUAACCAUUCUAGGAAGUGGGGAGCACAAAUUAUGCGUCAGGAUUGGGAUGAAGCAGCUAGAGACGGCUUUCAUCAUUCAAGACUUGCAGAUCAGUGUAAUCACAGGUAUAAGAUCUAUGCCGAAGGGUAUGCAUGGUCCGUGAGUUUGAAAUAUAUUCUCUCUUGUGGUUCUGUUGCAUUGCUUAUAGCACCCCAGUAUGAAGAUUUUUUCAGCCGUGGCCUUGUUGCAGAUCAAAACUAUUGUCUUAUUGAUCCCCUAAAGCUAUGUCCAUCUAUAAAGUAUACUGUAGAAUGGGGAAAUCAACACCUAGAGGAGGCAGAGGCUAUAGGGAGAAGAGGACAGGAAUUUAUGGAAAGCUUGACCAUGGAUCGAAUUUAUGAAUACAUGUUCAACCUUAUCUCUGAGUACUCAAAACUUCAAGACUUCAAGCCUACUCCACCACCAACAUCCCUGGAAGUUUGUGUAGAAUCUCUGCUUUGCUUUGCUGAUGAGAAGCAGAGGACGUUCCUCACUAGAUCAACUGCAUCCCGUGCAGUAACCCCGCCAUGCACUCUCAGACCUAUCUAG
This is a messenger RNA of Sphenostylis stenocarpa, 1392 nucleotides long. The record is from the annotation of a GenBank genome assembly. Lineage: Eukaryota; Viridiplantae; Streptophyta; Magnoliopsida; Fabales; Fabaceae.